Molecule: messenger RNA, 9608 nt
Organism: Anguilla rostrata (American eel)
Lineage: Eukaryota; Metazoa; Chordata; Actinopteri; Anguilliformes; Anguillidae
Gene: cacnb3b
Product: calcium channel, voltage-dependent, beta 3b
Exons: 14
Coding region: 605-1777 (390 amino acids)
Biological process (GO): calcium ion transmembrane transport
Cellular component (GO): voltage-gated calcium channel complex
Molecular function (GO): protein binding; voltage-gated calcium channel activity
Source: RefSeq, a predicted model, not a curated record
UAGCCUACUUCUCAUUUUGUAUGAUAGAGGAAAAAGGUUGUGCUGUUUUAAUGGGGAGUAGGCUACAGUACAAAUUAUUAAGUCAUAUUGCUUGUGCAACUGAGUAGGCUAAUUCAUCAGGGCCACUGUGCAAAACUGAUGAGGCUGUAAUUUUUUUAACCGAGUGUUUUUUAAUCACGCGGUAUUGUUUUUCAAGAGAAAACACUCAUACUUCACCGAGCGGGGCUUUUAGAACCACAGUUAAUUGCACCGCUCGCUCUGCAUGCUCGCUUUAUGGAGUUUGAUUUCCUACUCUUUGACUAGGCAUUUUGCGGGACCGGCCCAAUGCAAGGGCGCCGCCUGAAACAAAUAUCAGGGUAUUCUGAGACGCGAAUGUUCCCCGCCUGCCUGCAGUCUGAGCGGAUGUGCUCCAGCGCGAUAUUCAGCGCAUCAAUUAUGUAUGGGGAAAUGGCAGCUCAGAGAGCAGGCGGACCGCGGUAACGUCAUUAUGGAGCACGCGGGCUGAGCGCAUUUUCGCGGGCAUUCAGCUUCCCUGGCCCGUGAAAGCUGGAUUGCAGGAGCAUCGCUCCCAUGGAGAGAGGCAAGCGUCGCGGGACAGAGUCCCAUGUCUGUGUCUGAUAACAGCGCCACAAUCCUCAUCGGCGAGGGUUCAGCCGAUUCUUACACCAGUCGCCCCUCGGACUCCGACGUGUCUGUGGAGGAGGACCAGGAGGCGGGUCGGCGUGACGCCGAACGCCAGGCCCAGCUGCAGGUCGAGAGAGCCAAGGCCAAACCGGUGGCGUUCGCGGUCAAGACCAAUGUGGGCUACUGUGGGGCGCUGGACGAAGAAUGCCCGGUUCAGGGACUGGCGGUCAACUUCGAAACCAAAGACUUUCUGCACAUCAAAGAGAAGUUUAAUAAUGACUGGUGGAUCGGGAGGCUGGUGAAGGAGGGGGCUGACAUCGCCUUCAUCCCCAGCCCCCUCCGGCUGGAGGCCAUCAGACUCAAGCAGGAGCAGAAACAGCAGAGGAAGAUGGGCGGGAACACCACAGGGGCGGCCGGCCGGAGGACCACGCCCCCUUCUGCAGCCAAACAGAAGCAGAAGCAGAUGGAACAGCUCCCCCCGUACGAUGUGGUCCCUUCCAUGCGGCCCGUGGUUCUGGUCGGACCGUCUCUCAAAGGCUACGAGGUGACAGAUAUGAUGCAGAAGGCUCUCUUCGACUUCCUGAAGCACAGGUUUGAUGGCAGGAUUUCCAUCACACGGGUAACAGCUGAUCUGUCUCUGGCCAAAAGAUCUGUCCUCAACAAGAGAGCCAUUCUGGAGAGGUCCAACACGCGCUCCAGUCUGGCGGAGGUCCAGAGCGAAAUCGAGCGGAUAUUCGAGCUGGCCAAGACCCUGCAGCUGGUGGUGCUGGACGCUGACACCGUUAACCACCCGACGCAGCUGUCCAAAACCUCGCUCGCCCCCAUCAUCGUCUACGUCAAAGUGUCCUCACCCAAGGUGCUGCAGAGGCUGAUUAAAUCUCGGGGGAAGUCUCAGAGUAAACACCUCAAUGUACAGAUGAUGGCAGGAGACAAGCUAGCCCAAUGUCCCCCUGACAUGUUCGAUGUCAUUCUGGAUGAAAACCAGCUGGAGGACGCCUGUGAACACCUGGCUGAAUACCUGGAAAUCUACUGGCGGGCUACACACCUGCCUGGCUCCGCCCCCAUCAACCCCCUUCUUGAGCCGAACCCAAUAACCCCGCCCUCGGCCAACUCCAGCCUCCAGUUCUCUGAGACGCAGGAGUUAAUCGAGUGACCACUCACAGCCCAGGACCCAGCUGUCACAUGGGUGCAGGACUGGGGGCGGGCCUGGGAGGGCAGUCCCCGCGCCCUCCGCCCAAAGCCAACGGGGGGUGCCCUCUGCAACUGCACCUGGAAGAAGACGAGGAGGAGGAGGAGGAAGAGGAAGGUGACUCACCCCAGCCGUGCCUGCACGUACCACCGCAAGGCCCCCGCCCCACUGUAGCGACUCCACCACCUUCCACUGCGCCGAUGGGACAGCCUGCGCCAGAGAACCGCCACAAGCACAACAGCCUCCACCGCCCGUGUACCAGGUCACUCUACCACUGCCAAGACCUAGAGAGGGGGGAGAGGGAGGGGAGGGAACGGUCACUAACCGGCAGGGACGGUCAUUAAAGUUCGGGAAUGGUCACUAAUGGUCAGGAACGGUCACUAAGUCAGGAAGUCACCAAGUCAGGAACCGUCACUAAUGGUCAGGAACCUUCACUUACGGUCAGGAACCGUCACUAACGGUCAGGAACGGUCACUCCAAAUAUAAAUUAUUAUUUAAGUUCCAUUCCUUUUGAGCCAACAGAAUACAAUGUACAGUUCUUAAAUUCUAAGCAAGGGAAAGAUCUUGAUCCAUAAAUAUUUUGGUUUUGAUGCCCAGACAGCCAACUGGGUUGUGACAGCCCUAGUCUAAAAGGAAAUUUCAGUUUGUCUGGCUUUAGAUUUACUAAAAUCCCCUGAAAUCAUUGCUUUACUUAUAGGACUCAGUACAAGGUAUGUAAAUCUCAUGAUAAAAGUUCUAAAAUUAAAGAAAAAUCUAUAAAUUUAAUAUUAUUUUGGGGAAGGGCCAUAAAUACAGUAACCAAUGUAUUGUGCAUAUCUCUCAUUGCAUGUGUCAAUCUUGCUUCCAAUUAUAAAUACCAUGAAUACAAUAGCUGUAUUUAUAUUGGAGCUAUUUGCUCAUAAAAUUCAGGAAAAAUCAUAAAAACCACAUAUGCGUAUAUAUCAGUAUUUGGCUGUAGAAAGCAUCCAAAGGUCUUUUUACAUAUUUACAGGAUAUUACACAGUCAUGUAAAUAGAAUGGGCCGUAUGCUGGGGACCCAUUUUGAGGUUUAUCGUUCAGCAUAUUUAAAUGACAUGCAUUCAUAUAGUAUUCAUUAUUAUUUAUGAUUGCACUUACUGUAUAUAGAAUUUAUUGACAGGGUUUUGAGCAUGCAGGAGGGUGUGUAGCACCAUACGUAUUUCACUAGUCAUGUCUUAUAAUUAACAGUGUGUUUUAUGCCCAAUGUGUCUUCUUCUGGCCUCUUCAUGGCACAGUUUGAUUGUCAUAGACAGGGUGAUGUCAUCCCUAUCAUAAAUAACACUGGAACAUAGCAUUGGAUCCACCCUUUCCACUGUAUAGCCAAUCACAACAUGGCAAAAGCCAGUUCCCAGUCAUUGCUGUGUGCGCUCUGAGCAGAAAUCAUUCAUCUCCAGGGAGACUAUGCACGCUACCACUGUUAAAACAGAGUAAACAAAUGAAAGUUGCCAUGUAGGUAAACAGCUGCUGUAGAUUUGGGUUGGCGCUUUAGCUAAAUAACCUUUAGCCAUUUACGCUAGUGGCUUACCUGAUCUGGGACCAGAUACAGGCGCUGCAGGAGAGCUGGACAAUGAGGGAAAACACACACACACACAUACACACAUGUACAUGCACACGCACAGCACAGCACUGAUACACCCACAUGCACGCGUACAUACACCCUGUACUGAGAGAACGUGCACACACACACACACACACACACACACACACACACACUGCGCUGACUAAGCUGCGCUGGGGCGCUGAUACAUGCGCGCACGCUCUAUAUUCUCAGGAAUGUAAAUCUUGCAUGCCUUAAAGCCACCGCCCCGGGGUGGCCGGCCCCGGUCCUGGGGAGCCGCAGGGCCUUCUUUUCCUUUUCACCUUCAAUACAACAACCACUUAGACCCAGGAAAGCAGGUGAGGCCAGUUAACUGUGUAAUCACCUGCUUUAAUCGGUCAAUUAUGGUAACAACAAAAACCUGCAGACCCUUCGGCUCUCCCGAACCUGGGUUGGCCAUGUCUGCACUACACCUUGGACAGAGUUGUCACAAAGAUAUUGUUGUUCAUUCUGCUUCCUGUCCAUUGUUCAGCUCAUGAGCUUCUGCUGUGGCUCGCAUCAUAUCCUGCUGCAGCCAGUGGCCAGAGCAGCUGUAGUGGGCCUACAGCUGUGAGAUUUAGUUUUGUGAACUGUUCUGCAAAAGUGAAAUUUAACCUCAUCCUCUCUAUACUUUUACCUCCUUCUCUCUGUCCCCUUCCCCAGUAGACAGAAUGGGCCUCAUUAACAAAACUUUUCUUAAAUUCUUCUUACUUUUUUGAAAUGAAAGUUUCUACGAAAAACCAAUGUGGGAUUCAUGAAACAUGCAGACAUUCAAUUUUUGUUCAUAUCCCAGGUGUAUCAGAGGAUGAAUGCCUAUUGUUUGUAAACUGAAUGUUCAUGUUGAUUUGAAACACCCUAGAAAUCCCAUAAAAGCAAUGCCACCUGCAGGGAUGUGUGCAAACAUCGUUCUCCGCAAACGUAACUGCACCUGAUAUGCGUGGUCCCUAAAGAUGCGCUCUCUCCCCUAAGCCCAUUAAUCCAAAAGCAACACACAUGCCUUUGCUAAGCGUUGGGUAUGCGCAUUUGUGGGUCUUUAUAUAUCACUGUCAAUCAUAAUUUUUAUCAAUUAAAAAAAGGAAUUACAUGUGUUCCCAACAAGGUUAUUAUCGUAAAGUAAAACCAAAUACUUAAGGAAAAAACGUUGUAAACCGAAAUAAAAAUAAUAACUAGAAUUAAAAAUUAAAAAUUAAAAAAACGCAACUAAACUAAGAUUGCCAGAUUUGUUCUUAAAACUAAAUAAUGCUAAAUUGAAAUUGAAAUCAAAAGCUGGUGAAAAUUUUGAGGUUAUUCAGAUGGAUUAGUUAAUGUAGUUAAACUCAAUAGCAUAUCUAAUAUUGAUAUAUUAUUAUAUUAAUAUAAUAAUUGUACUGAUAAACAUUUGUUUUUAAUAUGAGGUCUGCAACUACUAAAGAUGACUUUUUAUGAAUAAUAAAGGAUUCUAAAUUUAAAAAUCGUCCACGUAUGCCUUUACUCGCGUUUCCAAACACAGAUUUUGAUCUUACCGAAAAACAAAUUCAGAUAAGAAAAAAAUGAUGAUUGCCAAAAUGUUCAAGGAAACGUUUGUAAGCACAGUUAAUGAUCAAAACUGAUCAUACGCAUGUUUUGUGAAUGAGGCCCACUGAGUCCUAAUCUGCCUACAGAGGACACAGAGUUAGCACAGCGCCCUCUAAUGAUGGAUGUCUUACAAUACAUCUUUGUAGUAGCUCCUGAUCAUCCCUGGUUGAAUAUUUUUUUUAUUCAAUUGCACGUUCAACCUCAAAGUUUACUUUCUAGAAAUAUCUGUAUCUUAAGAAUUGCACAUAUAAAACCUGACUUGCAAGAACAGCAUGGAAUCUAUAUUGUAUGACAACUUUGUCUGGGUACGCCAAAACCAUAGGGCAUAUUCAGUCUUUCAGAAAAACCAAUAUUCCUGUUUAUCUUCCAUUCUGAACACUAAGCCAUAGAUAUACAGCUCUAUACAUUCCUACGUGCACACAUAAAUGUACAUUGUCUUUUACUCAGAUACACACACACAUACCCAUACAUGUGUUUACAAACACACACGUGCACACACUGUUUUAUCAUUAGCAGCAAAAGCUCUUGUCCGGCAUUCUGCCUGUUUAAUUUAUAAUAAAGAUAAACAAUGAUUGCAAAUAUACCUGAUGGUGAAAUAUUAAGCAGUUGAGACCAGGGUAAUACGACAGACUUAAAAACAGACUUUAAAAAACAUGCGUAAUCUGUCUGCAAAGAAGCCAAACCUAUGCUGCCAAAAUUAAAGCUAGUGAUCUCUACAACGCUUGUUUUGGGAGCCAAAAAAAUUAACUGCCACCUGGCAUCGUAAAACAAAGCUAUCCUCUAAGGAAACACAAAUACGACCAUUGCUGCUCAGGAAUAAGUCCAUCUUGCUGUUUUAGCUCAAAAUGCAUGUUUUUAUUGCUGCAUGUCUGUGGGGGGGGGGGGGGGGGGGGGGCAAAACGCCAGCUGGCUUUUAAAUCCCACAGUGGGAAGUUUGUUACAGUUCAGACAAUCUGGUGGAAAAAGCCAACGCUGGUGAACCUGGUAGCAAAACAGGCUACAUUUGAGUGCUUUACAAAUACUGUAUGUCCUUCCUUGCUUCCUUCCUGCCUUGCUCCCUUCUUACCUUCUAACAUGGAAGGGGCUAAUUGGCUGCCAUGGCAACAUAUGUUUCAGUUUGUUUAAUAAACAAACAAAGGAAAUAUCUGUCUUUGUUCACCUCUGGUAAAGGAUACAAGAGUGCAUCAUAUACGGAGACAACGUUGGUUAUGAGUGAAAUAGCCUCACUUGCUAGGCUGUUGCGUAUUCUUGCAUAUGUCAGACCAGCCUGGAAAAGCACUGUGUUUGAGUAUAAGCCCACCCAAAUUGCAGGGAGGAGCCCAGUGUCAAAGUCUUUCACAUUUACCCUGGUAACACUUAUUAAACUGAAAUAUCACGCGCAUUACAAGAAUAAAGUUUCAAUGACCUUCGCCUUUUUUAUGUACAGGAACCUUAACCACACAAUGUGCACUGAGUGGCCUCUAGGUACUACUUUGUGUAUUAAAAUGGCUAUAAUGUUAUUUGAAUGUUGCUGCCUAUGUUAGCUAACACGUUCCAGCUAGAUUACUUUAACAUUUAUCAGAAAAGCAAGAGGUUAAAGAAAACUGAAACCAUUAUUAGUCGACUCACUCAUUCCGAGCAAAUGCUGGCAGAAAAAAAGGGUGAAAUACUUCCCGACAUUGCUCAUCGUUCCCGUUGCAAUUUUGUCAUCAACAUCUUUAAAUUGACAGGAGUAUAUGACAGAUACUCCUUCUGCGUUCAGAUAGUUCACUAGAUUUUCUAUGACUGAUAAUGAAGGACAGAUCACCAAACCCAAUGCCUUUUCUGACCAAUCUCUUAGCCAGUUUUCGCUACUGAACAGCCAUGGGCCAUACUUGGUAAGCCAAACUGACGUGGCCACAGUUAUGCUUGUCUUUCUUAGUGAGAUCUCCUGUAGAUAGUAACAUUGGCAGCAAGUGUGGAAGAACCUUCAGAAAGUGAGAUAGGAGAUGGUGGUAACUCAGGGCUAGAAUUGCCAGCCAAUGAGCAUGCUUUACAAAAUGCAAGUAGGUACUACAGCUAGUAGGUUUUCUCAGCUAAUCUAAUGAGACAAGGGGCUGACUUGCUGAGAAUGAGAGUGAACCUGGAAUGUCCAAAUUCUUAUGAACACUUUCACUGGUCUUGUUUCCUCAUCUCCUCUCCUCUCUUCCUUUUCUUGUUUCCUUGUGGUGUGUACAGAAGGAAUCAGGGAAGGGAAGCAAGGCAUAGAAACAAGAAAAAUUCAUGAAGAAUUUGAACACAAACGGCGUACUUCACACUCUUGAGUGCGCAUAGCAAGCAAAACUUUCCAUGCUACCAUACUUCCAUACUCCAGAGUACAUACUCCCAAGCAUUGACUGGAGUGCACUCUCAGGAGCACGGCAGUGUGGGGCAUGGAAGUACGUGGUUUGGGACGUGGUGACUUUACCCUUUCCACUCCAAGCUUCCUGUUUCCUGCUUGUCACUUCCUUUGAGAUCUGCCCUCUGACCUUUCAGACUGAAAUCCUGGAAAACAGUAAACUGCAAGCCUGCAGGCUUCUCAGAGCGGUGAAUCACAGGUAUGAACUGAGACUCCUAGUUGGCAGUUGAAAGUGAAGUAAAAAGCAGCCUUUUAAACGGGACGGCAGACUCAGAGUGUGAUUCAAAGCGGCCGCGAUCCGCUCCUAGCGACAAGUUUAACAAAGUGUUACUACCUUUCUAAAAUUCUUACCCUAAAUCCAAAUAAUGCUGUAAGUGAUACAAUGGCAGAACAUAUGUAUGUUUCUUAAGAGAGUACUUUGCUCUGUGUGUUGAGAUUGAAUCCAGACCCCCCCAAUGUCCUGGAUUCCCCAUGAGCUUGCACUCUCUGUACAGUGCUGUGGAUCUGCUGUGUAUAUUAGCACCUCUUACUGACUGCAUUACCUUUGUUAGCAUCACUUGUUUUAUGUUACCUAUUGUUACAGUUUAUGUUGUUACAUGACCUGUUGUUGCAUUAUCUAGCAUUACAUUAUCUGUUGAUGAAACAUCGCAUGAUCGAAGGUAUGGAUUUUUCCUAUGCAAGCGUUGCAUGAGAUCUGAUUGUUUUUGUUCUAUACAGUUAUGAUGUACUUUACAGAUUGACUCCUCGUUGGUAUUACUGUUAUUGGUACUGUAUGCCUGCCAGUCCUUGAUUUUCAUGACCCUCUUGCCCUGGGGGAUGUGAAUGACGGUGUCCCAGGGUGAGCAGUAGCACAGCUUCACAGAAUCAUCAUCGGGUAGCACAGGCAAGCACAGGCAAACACGCGCAUUUAAAACAUACAUGAAUGUCAUGUGGUUUCACUGAGCGCGAUACAGCUCGCGACGGAAGCAUGUGCUUUCCGUAGCAUUCGUAACAUGGGAUGAAAUACGCAAAAUGCAGGUGUUUGGAUGUUUUAUGUUUGCAUUACUUUCACACAAGAAUUCCAAGCACAUUAUUCUUUGAACUUUGUAAAAAAUAAAAAAUCAAAGGUAUGGCUUUGGAACUUAGUGCCAGCCAUCUUGAAGUCUUGCGACAGGAGCAUGAGGCUUCAUCAAUGCCAGAAUGGGCGGAGCUUCCAUAUAGCCAGUAAUUUCAGCCUGAACCAAUGGUAAGAGAGAGCCUUGGAGCACAAAGCCUUUCGAAUCAGACUCACUGACAGCUCAUCAUAGCUCCACAUAUUUAUGGGGUUCAUGAAGCCUCUUCCCUCCCAUCACUAUGGUAACAACAUAGCUAGAGCUGGGUAACUCAUUGUGAUGCAAUAUACCACCGUUCUGCCCAGCACUAUCAACUCUGUGAAUGGGCUAUAUUUUAGAGAACAAACAUCAGAAUUGUUCUAGGGAGGGUGGAGUUUAAGGCCAUAUACAUAUCAGAGAUUAUCAUUUCUGUUUAGUCUGUCAGAGUUCUUGUACACAACAGCACACCAGAGUGUACUUCACCUCCUCAGUACUGUUUUUAAUGCUUCCUGAUAGUUCAUGCAAAUAUGGUGCAAUUUUAACUAUUACAAGAGGGAAAGGGUUCUUUUGAGAAUAUCAUGUUAACUAAUUUAGCUGACAUUCUCACCCUGAGCAACUCAAUACACGCAAUAUUCUUUUCUCUGUCUUAUGGCUGCGUUUCAAUUUUGUUUCCAUACAAAUAAUGUAGAAAUACUUGUUUAAACGUGCAUACACGGUUCAGACAUUUGUUUUGAUGUUCUGUCAAAAGAAAUGACAUUCCCGAUGGAGCAGAAACACUCAGUGCUAUACAGUAAGGGUUUCAUUGUGUUUAAUGCUGAUGCUGAAAGCAGUAGCCAUGUCUUCCUACCCUAGUGAAAAAACAUAAAAACAAAAUACUACGUUCCACAUGCAGCGUAGCAUCAUAAGCACACAAACCAAAAUACCCUUUCUACAAGAAUGCAUACUAAUAUAUACGCACGUCCUGUUUCUGAAAUGACCAGGUUUCUACCCUGUGGACCAAUGAUUAAAAUCUUUUUUAUUGUUUUUUUUUUUUGUUUGUUUGUUUGUUUGUUUUUUAAUAGCUGAAGCACAAUUUGUAGAGUUUUAUUUUUAUGUUUUAUUUUCCAACAUCCUCAGAUUCUAUAUGCAAUACAGAGCUGUGAUAUAUAAUGCUGUAGGCCAUCCAGACUUCUUUUAAUUCUGUAUUUGGGAAAGAGAACAAUAAAAUUGCACUAAUUCUCA